Molecule: messenger RNA, 825 nt
Organism: Misgurnus anguillicaudatus (oriental weatherfish)
Lineage: Eukaryota; Metazoa; Chordata; Actinopteri; Cypriniformes; Cobitidae
Source: RefSeq, a predicted model, not a curated record
AUGAUCUACCUUGCUUCUUUUACCGAUGUUCAGACUCUCAACAAUGAGAAACUGAGUGCAGUUGGUCUUCUUCGGGCUCUGCCGCUUCCUCUACCUCCUUUUUCUCCUCUGUGUACUUCUCUCACCCUCAUUCUUCUACUGACUCCUUCCAUUUUGGUUGAAGGCAGCGUUGAAGAAGAUGCAGCAGUAUGCAGGUACAGUGUGACAUCUCAUCUGUUAACUCAUAUAGGGGAGAACCGGGCAAAAGUAAUGCAGGACGAAAUUGUGAUUCUCUGAUCUCUCUCAGUGGAUGUGACUCUGGAUCCUGAUACAGCAAAUCCAUAUCUCACCCUGUCUGAUGAUAAGAAACAAGUUAGACAAGGAGACAUAAACACAAAACUCCCAGACAACCCAAAGAGGUUUGACAGGUAUAUUAUUGUCCUGGGAAAGCAGGGAUUCUCAUCUAGGAGAUUUUAUUAUGAGGUUCAGGUAAAGGGAAAGACUGCCUGGGUUUUAGGUGUGGUCAGAGAAUCUGUUAAUAGAAAGGAAGAGACCACACUGACACCAGUAAAUGGAUUCUGGACUGUGGCUCUGAGGAAUGAAAAUGAAUAUUACGCUAAUGCUGGUCCCUCUGUCUCUCUGUCACUGAAAGUGAGUCCACAGAAGGUUGGUGUGUUUGUGGAUUAUGAGGAGGGUUUGGUCUCCUUUUAUGAAGUGGAGUCCAGAUCUCAUAUCUACUCUUUCACUGAUCAAUCUUUCAAUGAGAAACUCUAUCCACAUUUUAACCCAUCCGUAAACUAUAAUGGCAAAAACUCUGAGCCAUUGAUCAUCACACCUGUCAAUUAA